Molecule: messenger RNA, 2521 nt
Organism: Trichomycterus rosablanca
Lineage: Eukaryota; Metazoa; Chordata; Actinopteri; Siluriformes; Trichomycteridae
Gene: pdpr
Product: pyruvate dehydrogenase phosphatase regulatory subunit
Exons: 17
Coding region: 144-2483 (779 amino acids)
Cellular component (GO): mitochondrion
Molecular function (GO): protein binding; oxidoreductase activity
Source: RefSeq, a predicted model, not a curated record
UCGGUACAUCUGUAGCUUAUCAUCUGGCUAAGUUAGGCUGGACGGAGAUUGUGCUGCUAGAGCAGGGAAGACUUGGUGCUGGCACAACUCGGCUCUGUGCAGGAAUAGUAAGUGUUGCCAAACCCAUUUUUAUUGAGAGCCAAAUGGCAGAUUACUCGAACGCGCUCUAUGAGCGUUUGGAAGAAGAGACUGGAGUCAAAACAGGCUUUGCCAGAACGGGGUCAUUGUGUUUGGCUCAAAAUCAGGACCGUUUUCUGUCUCUGAAGCGCCUAGCAUCCAGACUUAAGGUAUUGGGCAUUGCCUGUAACAUCGUCAAACCCAAAGACAUUUUCAAGCUACACCCUUUGGUGAACAUUCAUGAUUUGGUGGGCGCUCUUCAUCUCCCAGGAGACGCUGUGGUAUCUCCACCAGACGUCAAUCGUGCACUUGCAGUAGCGGCAGCUAGGCAUGGAGUCCAGAUCCAUGAACGAACCAGUGUGAACCACGUUCUUGUGGAGAAGGGACAUGUCACAGGAGUGGAGACCGACCGAGGCUCUAUUGAGUGCGAGUACUUUGUCAACUGUGCCGGACAGUGGGCGUAUGAACUUGGCCAAAGUAGUGAAGUUAAAGUGUCGGUGCCGUUGCACGGCUGUGAGCACUUCUACCUCCUAACCAAACCUCUCCAGCAACCUUUAUCACCCAAUACGCCAGUGUUGAUGGAUAUGGAUGGGCGGAUCUAUGUACGAGAUUGGCAGGGUGGCAUUCUCUCAGGAGGCUUUGAAAAGAACCCCAAACCCAUCUUCACAGAGGGCCGUAAUCAGCUGGAGAUCCAGAACAUGCAGGAGGACUGGGACCAUUUUGAACCCAUGUUGAGUGCACUAUUAAGAAGGAUGCCAGGCCUGGACUCGUGUGAGAUCCAUCAGCUGGUUAACUGUCCAGAGUCGUUCACCCCAGACAUGCGCUGUCUCAUGGGUGAGACUCCAGGAGUGCAUGGUUACUUUGUCUUGGCAGGCAUGAACUCCUCCGGUCUGUCGUUUGCAGGAGGAGCCGGCAAAUAUUUGGCUGAAUGGAUGACCUAUGGUUACCCAAGUGCCAAUGUUUGGCCUCUGGACAUCAAGCGUUUUGGCAAUCUGCAGAGCAGUCGCACCUUUCUGCGCCAUCGUGUCAUGGAGGUCAUGCCUCUGCUAUAUGAGCUGAAGGUGCCAAGAUGGGACUUUCAGACAGGCAGGCAACUGCGCACCAGCCCCCUGUACGAUCGUCUGGACACUCAGGGGGCACGCUGGAUGGAGAAGCAUGGAUUUGAAAGGGCCAAAUAUUUUGUCCCCAUUGGAAAGGAUUUGUUGGCCUUGGACCAGAGUAAAACCUUCUACAAGCCAGACUGGUUUGACAUUGUUGGUGCUGAGGUGAAGUGCUGUAAAGAGGCAGUGUGUGUUAUAGACAUGUCCUCCUUCACCAAGUUCGAGCUCACAUCCACAGGGGACCAAGCCUUGGAGUUGCUGCAGCGCCUUUGUUCUAAUGACCUGGAUGUUCCUGUAGGGCAUAUUGUACACACAGGCAUGCUCAACGAAAGGGGCGGCUAUGAGAACGACUGCAGCGUGGUACGCCUCAGCAAAAAUAGUUUCUUCAUCAUCUCGCCUACGGAUCAGCAGGUUCAUUGUUGGUCUUGGAUCAAGAGACACAUGCCCAACGAUCCACAGCUUUACCUAGAGGACGUCAGCUGGAAAUACACUGCUCUUAAUCUGAUUGGCCCUCGUGCCAUGGACGUACUCUCUGAACUCUCCUACGUUUCGAUGACUCCAGAGCAUUUCCCCUCUCUGUUCUGUAAGGAAAUGAGUGUGGGCUACGCCAAUGGAAUAAGAGUAAUGAGUAUGACUCAUACUGGAGAGCCAGGCUUCAUGCUUUACAUCCCUAUAGAGUAUGCUCUGCAUGUGUAUAACGAGGUGAUGUCAGUGGGUCAGAAGUACGGCAUCCGUAAUGCAGGCUACUAUGCCCUACGCAGCCUGCGAAUUGAAAAGUUCUUUGCUUUCUGGGGACAGGAUCUGGACUCCUUCACUACACCCCUCGAAUGCGGACGCGAGUUCCGGGUCAAGUUCGACAAGAACACAGACUUCCUGGGUAGGGAGGCUCUACUGCAGCAGCGGCAGCAGGGAGUCACCCGCCGUUUCAUCAUGCUGGUCCUGGAAGAGCACGAUGCUGAGCUGGACCUGUGGCCCUGGUGGGGAGAAGCCAUUUACCGCAACGGUGAGCUGGUGGGUGUGACCACUAGCAGCGCCUACAGCUAUACGCUGGAGCGCCACGUGUGCCUGGGCUUCGUCAGCUCACACGGCCCAGACGGCACGGCCAACAUCAUCACGGCAGACUUCAUUAACCGCGGCGAUUACAAGGUGGACAUUGCUGGCCAAAAGUACCCAGCCAAGGCCAAGCUGUACCCAUUCAGCUCGCUCUUUGCCCAGCAGAGACGGCGCAAGGAGGACAUGGAGCUUAGCAACUUUCAGGGCAAGUAAAGUGAGUCGUGCCUUGACCCUGUAGAAGGGUCCAGAUU